AGUACUUACCAAUGAAAAUUCCAUAGUAAAUAUACAUCCAAUACAAUACCUGUAAUCUCUAUCAGACUACAUCUGUUGAUAUGUUAAGUGUACAUAUGAGCGUGCUCUUCUACGUGACUGUAAGCCCUUCCAUAUUUUCUUUUUAACAUUUACUUCAUUAUCAUAGAUUAUUAAAUUAACUUGCGUAGGAAUUUCAUGCCUAAAAAAAAAAAUUUGAAUUCAACUUCUGUUAAUGCCUUGGAUGCAUUUAUUGUCUAUACCUACAGAAUAUGCGGGAUGGUUGAGACUGAGUAUAAGAUAUACUGCACCUGUACUAUAAUGGCCGAAUAUGCAGAAUUUUACAUCUUUUGACAACUCAACAGCCUAAUUUUUAAUAAGAAAUAUUUCAUAGACUCAUUGCAAUUUCAUUAUAUCUUUUUUAUUUUUAUUUCUAAUUCACUCACUGAUUUAUUCUUGUAACUGUGGUAGUAUACGCAAAUAUAAAGAAUAAUUUUCUUUUUCAAAUAACAUCUCCCUUUCUUUCUUUAUUUUUUUUUUCUUUAUUACAAUCUUUAUUUAUUCUUUUAAACAAAUAGAGGGUUGUACCCGACACCCAAAUAUGAUACUAGUGAUUAAAGCUUUCGGGUUUGCAAUAAGACCCACUAUACUGCAGUUUUCUAAAUGUACUCAGAGGGUCGCUCUUUACCAACGGACUAAAAUUAUUAACGCUCUCCACCCAUUUCAUGAUAUAUUCCAGCUUUCUCCUGACACCGAGGACCAUUGCUGCAGAAGCGUGUCUUUAGUUGGGACAUUUUAGAUUGUUAGAUAAGAUUGUUGUAAUAAGUACACAUAUUUGCAGCAAAAGAGGUAUUGUGGACGUUGCAGAAUGGAAAGGAAAACGAUUUCCUUUUCGACAUCAUGUAUUUUGGCUUGUAUUUGGAUUUUGAUUCGCGCUGUCCGUGGAGAUUUGAGCUACACAUUCCCGGAAGAAACAAAACAACAGUAUGUGAUCGGAAAUAUAGCAAAGGAUCUCGGACUGGAUGUGAAACGAUUAUCAGCUCGUAAGGCUCGAAUAGAGGCAGAAGGCAGCACUAAACGGUACUGCGACAUUAAUCUGAGUAGUGCAAAUCUGGUCGUGGUAGAAACAAUAGACCGAGAGAAGCUUUGUGGAACGAAGAUGUCUUGCCUUCUUAAUUACGAGCUUGUGUUGGAAAAUCCUCUUGAUGUGCAUCGCAUUUCACUGCACAUUCAGGAUAUAAACGACAACGCGCCCAGAUUUCCUAAAAGCCGGAUUACAUUUAAUAUGAUGGAAUCAGCCGUUAAAGGAGAACGUUUUCCUUUGGAUGAAGCUCACGACUCUGAUAUAGGCCAAAACGCGGUUCAAGGAUAUUCACUUGAAAGAAAUGAUCAUUUUGUUUUGUCGGUUAAAGAAAACGCAGAGGGAGGAAAAUACGCUGAACUGGUGUUGGACAAAGAGCUGGAUCGUGAACAGACGAAGGAAAUAGAUUUAAUAUUUACUGCGACUGAUGGAGGCACUCCACAGAGGUCUGGUACUGCACUUAUCCACAUCAAUGUGCUUGAUGCUAAUGACAAUACCCCGGUUUUUAGUCAGUCUGUGUAUAAGGUUACUCUGGCUGAAAACGCACCGCUGGGUGCAGAAGUAGUUACAGUGAGCGCUACAGACGCUGAUGAGGGCGUAAACGGAGAAGUCAGUUAUGAAUUUAGUCGAAUAUCUGAUACAGCAGCAAAAUUAUUUUCUAUUGAUAAGACAACUGGUCAAAUUACAGCAAUCGGAAAUAUUGACUACGAAGAGGAAAAGUCAUAUGAAAUAAGAGUGCAGGCCAUAGAUGGUUCUGGCUUAGCAUCCACUGCUAAAAUUAUUAUAGACAUAACUGAUGUAAAUGACAAUGCUCCGAGAAUUAUUCUCAAAUCACUGAAUGAUCCAAUUCCUGAAAAUUCUGUGCUCGGAACUGAAGUAGCCAUAAUUAAUAUUCAAGAUAACGAUUCGGGAGAUAAUCGAAAAGUUAAAUGCUCUAUUCAAGAAAAUGUUCCAUUCAGAUUAAACCCAUCUAUCAAAAACUACUUUUCUUUGGUAACAACGAGCUUGUUAGAUCGAGAGAUAGAAUCAGAUUACAACAUAACAAUCACUGCUACUGAUGGAGGCUCUCCACCUUUAUCCUCAUCCAUGAUCAUUCAUCUAUCUGUAUCAGAUAUCAAUGAUAAUCCUCCUGUAUUUGAACAGCAAUCCUACACUGCAUAUGUAGUGGAAAAUAACCAACCAGGAACCUCCAUUAGUUCUGUUACUGCAAAAGACCCAGACUGGAGGCAGAACGGUACAGUCCUGUAUUCUCUGCUGCCCAGUGAGAUAAACGGUGUUCCAGUGUCCUCAUUUUUAUCCAUUAACUCAGAUACAGGAGUGAUCCAUGCUGUCAGGUCAUUUGACUAUGAAAAGUUCCGAAACUUUAAAGUCCAGGUCGUAGCCAGAGACAAUGGUUCUCCUCCACUCAGCAGCAACGUGACUGUGAGUGUGUUCAUAUCAGAUGAGAAUGAUAACUCUCCACAGAUAUUAUACCCUGCUCCAGAGGGAAAGUCUUUAAUGACUGAGAUGGUCCCUAAAGCUGCUCUCUCUGGCUCUCUGCUCUCCAAAGUCAUCGCUGUGGAUGCUGACUCUGGACAGAAUGCAUGGCUGUCCUAUCACAUUGUCAAAUCUACUGAUCCGGGACUUUUCACUAUUGGGCUCCAUAGUGGAGAGAUCAGGGCUCAGAGGGACAUUACUGAAUCUGACAGCAUGAAACAGAACCUUGUUAUCUCAGUCAAAGAUAACGGACAGCCGCCUCUCUCUGCUACCUGUUCUGUAUAUUUACUGAUUUCUGAUAAUCUUGCUGAAGUUCCCGAACUGAAAGACAUGACUUUUGAGGAGAGCAAUUCCAAACUGACUUUUUAUUUGAUCAUCGCGCUAGUUUCUGUGUCCACCUUCUUUCUGACUUUCAUUAUUCUGAUCCUGGCUGUGAGGUUUUGUCACAGGAGAAAGCCCAGACUGUUGUUUGAUGGAGCAGUCGCCAUUCCCAGCGCCUAUCUCCCUCCCAACUAUGCAGAGGUGGAGGGAGCUGGAACUCUGCGCACUUCUUACAAUUAUGACACGUAUCUAACAACAGGAUCACGCACCAGUGACUUCAAGUUCAUCACAUCUUACAAUGACAGCACUCUUACUGCUGGUGGAACUCUGAAAAUGGCCCAAAAUGACACUUUAGCUACAAACCUUAUUACACUUAACAAUACAGGAGAGGGAGAUGAGGUAAGAAAAAUGUGUCUUCUUUCUGUAGCAGGCUCAUAUGAACGUUUGUUUGUGGUGAUGAUUUUUUGUGAUGAUUUUUUGUGAUUUUGAUUAUCUGGUAAGGUGUUAUAAGAAUGACAGGACAUAUCUGCUUUUGAAAAAAGCAGUUAUAUACCCUGAGGAAAAUGAAUGGUGCUUGUGUUGCUGUUUGUCUCU
This is a messenger RNA of Pangasianodon hypophthalmus (striped catfish), 3469 nucleotides long. RefSeq names its product protocadherin beta-16-like. Gene Ontology annotation, molecular function: calcium ion binding. Gene Ontology annotation, cellular component: plasma membrane. The transcript has a single exon. NCBI's taxonomy places the organism in Eukaryota, Metazoa, Chordata, Actinopteri, Siluriformes, Pangasiidae. Bases 866 to 3358 code for a protein of 830 amino acids. The record is from RefSeq and is a predicted model, not a curated record. Gene Ontology annotation, biological process: homophilic cell-cell adhesion.